CAGCAUUCUGUCUCCAGCACGUGAAUACAUUACCACACCAUGUCUACCUUCGCUGUUCUCCUCCUCUGCGCCCAGGCUUGCCUGAUCCAAGUAAGUCAUCUUGUGUUUUUGAUUUGUUUACUAUCUAUGUACAAACAAUGCUGACUGGUAUAUUAUUGCCAGAUCCUCAAGUAUUAAGCAGAACUAUGUCACUGUUACAGAACGUGUGCGGUCAGUACCUGGGUAAUGGUCUAGGCGGCUGCGGCUGCGGAGCUGGUCUGGGUGGCCUCGGACUCGGCUAUGGAGCUGGUUGGAACGGACUCGGUGCCGGCUGGAAUGGACUCGACGGUGCCUACGGCGCUGGUUGUGGUUCAUACGGCGGCGAGGGCAUCGGCAACGUGGGAGUCGCCGGUGAGCUGCCCGUCGUUGGUGUCACCGCUGUCGGUGGCCGCGUGCCCAUCAUCGGUGGUGUCGAGUACGGAGGUCCCGCCUGCGCUGCUGGUGCUGUCUCUAUCUGCGGACACUGCGCCCCCACCUGCGGCUGUGGACGUGGCCUGGCUGGAUACUACUGA
Messenger RNA from Bombyx mandarina (wild silkworm), 551 nucleotides. Its product is annotated as chorion class A protein L12-like. Gene Ontology annotation, cellular component: egg chorion. The record is from RefSeq and is a predicted model, not a curated record. Lineage: Eukaryota; Metazoa; Arthropoda; Insecta; Lepidoptera; Bombycidae. Gene Ontology annotation, biological process: chorion-containing eggshell formation; multicellular organism development. Gene Ontology annotation, molecular function: structural constituent of egg chorion.